Molecule: messenger RNA, 1595 nt
Organism: Pseudogymnoascus verrucosus
Lineage: Eukaryota; Fungi; Ascomycota; Leotiomycetes; Thelebolales; Thelebolaceae
Exons: 6
Coding region: 96-1307 (403 amino acids)
Molecular function (GO): FAD binding
Source: RefSeq, a predicted model, not a curated record
ACUAUGUAUGACCUCUUUACCGCUCUACCCCUCCUUUGUUGUCGGUUUGUAAGUCAGUAAACCGAUUUUAAAGAGUUGAGGAAAUCCCCAGAACAAUGUCUGAAGAUAUACCCUUUCGAGUGCUCGUGAUUGGAGCUGGUAUUACUGGCCUGCUUAUUGCCCAGGGUCUAAAGAAGGAAGGCAUUGCAUGUACCGUCUUCGAGUCCGAGCCUUCUGCGUCGCAUUAUAGAGCAGCGGAAUGGGGGAUGUCGAUUCAGUGGGGGAUCCCAUUACUACAACAAUGUCUUCCCGAAGCCCUUUUCGAUCGUCUUCAGUCUGUCGCAACUGAUCCGUACUUCACCCCGCCUGACCCAGGACUUCUGCCAACUCUAAAUGGGAAAACUGGCGAGUUACUUAAGGACGUACCGCUGUUGCGGAUGUUCCGUGUAUCUAGAAGGAGGUUCAGAAGCCUCUGCGCAGAAGGUAUAUCAGUUGAAUACGAUAAGACUUUGAAAGACGUUGUUUAUGACGAUGAUAAAAACACUGUUACAGCCAUUUUUGCGGAUUCUUCGCGAGCAGUUGGUUCGUUGCUUGUAGGCGCAGAUGGCGCCCAUUCAGCCGUCCGAACCUGUAUUUUUGGACCGGAAAAGGGGCGUGCAUCCAGUGUGCCAUAUUCAGCAGUGAACAUAUGCGUCAAGUAUAACGAUGCUGAGAAAGCACGCUUCGUGCGCCAGCUCCAUCCAAUAAUGGCCAUGGGAAUCCAUCCUGAUGGGCAUUGGCUGUGGAUAUCUAUCCAGAGCGUCCCUGAUCCCAACGACCCAGCCACUUGGAGCUUUCAACUACAGACAACAUCGCACAAGGGCAAAGAUGAUGUUAUGUCGCUCGAAAACCUAAAGAAAAAGGCAGCGACUUUUGCAGAACCAUUCCGCUCUGCAAAUCUCUGGAUUCCAGAAGGAACACCAAUACAUGAGAAUAAAAUCUCCUACUGGAUGCCUAUCCCUUGGGAUGAUCGUAACGGCAGGAUCACCCUGGCUGGAGAUGCCGCACAUCCGAUGACAUUUCAACGCGGUCAAGGUAUGAAUCACGGUAUCGCCGAUGCCGCCAGCCUUGUCACAAAGUUGAAGUCCGCUCUGGACGGCCAUUCCAGCGUCAAAGAUGCCGUCAAGGCAUACAAUACUGAAAUGAUUGAACGUGCCGGUGACGAGGUGGCUACCUCGAAAGAAAACACUGAAAUGCUUCAUGACUGGUCUAGGAUGAUGGAUUCGCCAAUUAUGCAGAAAGGGGGUCAUCCCAGAUCACAGCAGCCACCUGCUGUCGUAAAGCGCUAAGCCAAAUGCAUGCUUCAUGGGUUGGGCUUGGGUGAGUCGCAAGACGACUGGCUUCGGCAAUCUUGGUCUUUCCCAUCACCCUGCUUUGAGUCUGGACCAGGGUUGGGGAGGAUCCCGGGAGGGACAGAGUUCCUGGGACUGUUGCGCGGUUAGAUAUAUAGAAUAUGAGGGGUAAAUUAUUAUAUCCACUGAUAUACAUGGGAGCUUCGUGUUUAAGUCAAUAUGGCAUUCGUCAUAUACUCGAAUAAAGUGUCUUGAUUGGAUAUCCAUAAACUGCUCUAUUCACCA